This is a messenger RNA of Chelonus insularis, 1605 nucleotides long. It is a transcript of the gene UQCR-C2, whose product is annotated as Ubiquinol-cytochrome c reductase core protein 2. NCBI's taxonomy places the organism in Eukaryota, Metazoa, Arthropoda, Insecta, Hymenoptera, Braconidae. The transcript is spliced from 7 exons. Gene Ontology annotation, molecular function: metal ion binding. The record is from RefSeq and is a predicted model, not a curated record. Gene Ontology annotation, cellular component: mitochondrion. Bases 106 to 1434 code for a protein of 442 amino acids.
GCGCAUCGAAAACGUAGUAGUAGCCAUCUUUCGGUAAUGUCUCUAACGCCGGACGAUCCUUGAGAAAAGGGUCUGUCGUGAAAAGUUUUUUGGAAAAUCAGAAAAAUGGCUUGUUCGGCAGUACGAGUUCCAAUUUUGCGUAAUCCAUCAGUACGAAAUUAUGCGGCUGCUGCAAAAGCUGCUCAAGUGUCAUCUCCAUCAUCAGAUCAUCAAGUCUUAGCCAAUAAAAUUACCUGUGCUGCACUUGACAACAAUAGUCCAAUCGCUCAAGUGUCAAUAGUUUUUAAAGCUGGUUCUCGAAAUGAGACAUACGAAACUCAGGGUAUUACUCAUCUUAUACGAUUAGCAGCUGGAUUGACCACAUCUCGAUCAUCAACUUUUGGUAUCAUACGAAAUAUUCAACAGCUUGGUGGAAAUUUAUUUGCAGCAGCAGAUCGAGAAUCGAUUGCUUAUACUCUCCAAGUAACUCGGAAUAAUCUGGAAAAGGCAUUUAUGUUCUUAGAAGAUACAGCAACACGUCAAGUAUUCAAACCAUGGGAGAUUUCUGAUAUGGAGCCACGAAUUCGUUAUGAUCGUGGAUUAGCUUCUAAUCAAACUAGACUUAUUGAAUAUUUACAUAAAGCUGCUUAUCGCACAGGGUUAGGUUAUUCUUUAAUCAUACCUAAACGACAAAUUGGAAAAUUUUCCACUGAAGCGCUCCAACAUCAUGUUAACACUUGGUUUACGGGAUCAAGGUGUGCAGUAGUUGGUACAGGAGUACCUUUGAAUGUUCUAAAUUCCUUUGCAAGUUCAUUACAACUUCCAUCAGGAAAUCCAACUUCUUCUCCAUCUAAAUAUUGGGGUGGUGAAAUUCGUAAAGAACGUGAUUCACCUCUUGCUAGUGUGGCAAUUGCUGUUGAGAGUGCUGGAUUUGACAAAGACAAGGAAGCCCUGGCAUUUGCUGUUUUACAAUUAGCAGCUGGAAUCGGGCCUCAAGUUAAAUGGGGAAAUAGUGUAACUCCUCUUCAAAAAGCUGUUGGUUCUGCUGCAGAUGGUAAUCCAUUUGCAGUUGCGGCUUUCAAUGCUAGCUAUACUGAUUCUGGACUUUUUGGAGUCAUGAUAGAAGCUCCAUCUAGUAUUGCAGGAGCGGUAACGAAAGCUGCUUAUAAAUGGAUGGCGUCGCCAAACUUGACAGAUGCUGAUAUUAACAGAGGAAAAGUACAACUAAAAACCAUGAUUUUGGAUUCUGCUGACACGCAGAUGGGUCAAUUAGAAAAUCUUAUUGAACAGACUAUUUACAAAGGUCAUCCAGUGUCUCUCGCUGCUCUUGCUGCUGAAGUUGAUAAUAUUUCUGCUGCAGAUGUUAAGAAAGUAGCAGGAAAACUUAGCGGUAAACCUUCAAUGGCAGCGUUCGGUAAUCUUUCAACAGUUCCACAUGUGGAUCAAUUGAGUUAGAUCGUAGAAUCUAACAUUCCACCGUUGCUAGUAUCAAGAUAAUUAUUUAUAAUUUCUGAAUAUAAACAAAAAAAACUGAAACAUCAUUUAUGUGAUGUGAUGAACUUUACAUCCGAUUACUUAUUAUGUAAUUGUGUAUAUAUAAAAUAAAGAGUUAAAUAGUUAAAUUAA